AUGCCGCCUAUGCGCCUGCAACGCUUGUCGUGGCAGUUGACCUGCCUCUUGUUCGCUACCUCCGCCACGGCCACCAUCUCGCCCUCAAACACCUCGACUGCGCGUCCGGGCUGGGGGGAUGGCACUCUACCACUCGCCCGUGCCGACUCAAAUGGGCGCAAAAUUGCCAACGUCAUCCCCUUGACCCAGGAAGCAGUGAAUUCGGUCAAGGGCAACCUAUACUAUACAAAUUUCUCCAACGUCGCCAAUAUUACUGCUGACGAAAUCGCGUACAUCAGUUGCAACCCCAGCGACUACAACGGCUUCGACAAUGCCCAAUCCGUCCUCGAGCAGGCUUAUCAACAAGCCAACAUUUCGGCUGCCAUCCUUUACAGCACAGCCACCGACUAUUGCGAUUAUGACCAGAACGACUCUCAACAAAUGGUGCAGCAAUUCGCUGUCUAUUCCAUGACGAGCAAAACGGAUUCGGCUUUUGUACUCGACGCUACUGACGACCUGCCCGCACACAUGAAAUACUUCGUCCACGUUCAAGGCCGGUCCAAUGACGACAACGGCAAUGGAGGCGGCAACUCAAACCAGGCACAGAAUCCUUUAGGCCCCUCACCCUCGACUGCUGUCGCUAUGAUCAUUCUAUACAGCAUCACAGGUAUCAUCACGGCUCUAUUCCUUGUCAUCAUCAUCACUGGCGCGGUAAGAGCGCAUCGUCAUCCUGAGCGAUACGGACCCCGAAAUGUCCUUGGGCGACCUAGACAGAGCAGAGCAAGGGGACUUGGAAGAGCUAUUCUUGACACUAUUCCCAUUGUGAAAUUUGGCGAACGAGAGCAGACGAAGCCUACUGAUGUGGAAUUGGGACCGGCGGCUGGGGCGAGAGAUUUGAACGAAGCGAAUGCGACAAGCGACGGACACACAAACCUUCCAACGACCGCUGAUCCGCGCAGCCAAGCGCAGCCACUAGGUACGGAACAGGUGACAAGGGCGCUACAGGAAGCGAUCUCCGCGGAGAUUGAGCAACAUCAGUCAGGUAUAGCGCCUGCACAACCUGUUGUCGCGACCGCAUCCACGGGUACAGAGAACGCUUCGUCUGACGAAAGUCUGGGAUGCUCCAUUUGUACAGAGGAUUUUGAGAAGGGUCAAGAUCUUCGCGUUCUCCCAUGCAAUCAUAAGUUCCACCCAGAGUGUGUUGAUCCAUGGCUACUAAAUGUGUCUGGUACUUGUCCAUUAUGUCGUGUCGAUCUCCGACCCGUCGAUUCCCAUGAUUCUUCUGCCUCCCAUCGUCAGGAUCAACUUGCUCCACCUCUAAACCCCGAUGCCGAAACAUUGCAUCGCCGCCGCAGCGCAAUCCGUGACAUUUUGCUGUUCCGUCAUUUACCAAAUUCAUCAGCUGAAGAGCGAAUUGGCGCCUUAAGGCGCCUUAGAGAGCAGCGAAGAAACCAAAGUGGUGAUCUCGCUGGAGAGGGUACAAGUCCAAGUGUGGAAAACGUAGCCAACACAAGAGACAGGAGAAGUCGAAGAAUCAGCGCACGACUAACUGACGCUUUCGGGGCUCGAGCCCGAAGAGAGCAAGGGGAUGCAAGCCCCGCGCAGAGGAAUUCAGCUGUAGUGCCGCCGAUGGGCAAUACACCAACGCCGGGUAAUAAUGAGACGCACAAUACUUCUAACACAUAA
This is a messenger RNA of Bipolaris oryzae ATCC 44560, 1665 nucleotides long. RefSeq lists its product as uncharacterized. Lineage: Eukaryota; Fungi; Ascomycota; Dothideomycetes; Pleosporales; Pleosporaceae. Bases 1 to 1665 code for a protein of 554 amino acids. The record is from RefSeq and is a predicted model, not a curated record. The transcript has 3 exons.